Messenger RNA from Solanum dulcamara, 1029 nucleotides. Its product is annotated as EPIDERMAL PATTERNING FACTOR-like protein 2. NCBI's taxonomy places the organism in Eukaryota, Viridiplantae, Streptophyta, Magnoliopsida, Solanales, Solanaceae. The transcript is spliced from 3 exons. Gene Ontology annotation, biological process: stomatal complex development; guard cell differentiation. The coding region runs from base 417 to 836 and encodes 139 amino acids. The record is from RefSeq and is a predicted model, not a curated record.
GAAUAAAAGAAAAUGAAAGACCAUAAACUACACCAGUGAAUUCACUUAUCCCUUUUAUGCCCAAAAAAAGACCUGUCCCUCGUAUUUUUUUUUAAAAAAAAAUUGUGACUUCUCAAUUCAUUUAAAAAAAUAUCCAUAUUUGUUCUAUUAACCGUAUUAGUAGUAUUUGUUUCUCCUCUUCAUUUUGUACAACCCCUUCAUUCUUUUUCUUGGGAUUUCUGAAGGGCUCGAAGUCAUUCCCUUUUUCAGAGUUUACCUUUACUUCUUUUCUUUCUUUCAUCUAGAAAGAAUGUGUUUUCUCCUAUAUUAAGUAUUAUGGGGUUAUGUUUUCAUUCAAUUCUUGAUCAACUUUUCUGGUUUUAACAUACCAAAAUUUUUCUUCUGUUUUUUGCACUUUAUUGUAAGAAGAAAAUCCAAUGGCAUGCUCUCAACUUUUAGUCUUUUGGCAUAGAAAUCUACAGACUAUUAUCUUCUUGUUACUUUUAUUCAUUUCAGGGUUGACACAUGUUAGAUUAACAGCUGAAGGUAGGAGAAUACUCAAGACACAAACUGGAAGUAUGAUUACUCAGAGGAAAAAUGAAGAGAAGAUGUUAAAGAUGAGAUCUUUAAUAGGUUCAAGGCCACCAAGAUGUGAAGGAAGAUGUAGAAAUUGUGGACCAUGUGAGGCAGUUCAAGUUCCAAUUGUGCCAAAUCUCAAGCACCAGAAAACAUCAAGAAUCCAUCAAUUGAAUGCAAUUCCUAAAUUGUUCUUAGCAUAUUCAAGAGGUGAUGACAUAUCAAAUUACAAGCCUAUGUGUUGGAAAUGUAAAUGUGGCAACUUUUUCUUCAAUCCUUGAUAAAAAAGAAGGAAAAAAAAAAUCUUUGUUUUUUGUUAUGGAGAAAAUAAGUUUCUUCAACUGUCUAUAUACAUGAAUAUUAAGUUGAUUAAGCUUAGUUAGCUUUUGUAGAUUUUUGCAGAAUCAAGAUUGGUGAUAAUGCAUAUUUUGUAUAUCUUAAUUAGCACUUUUGUAGUACCAUAUUUUCCUCUCA